GUUUGACGGGACGCGGUGAUUUUUCGGUAAGGGCGUCCCGUUAUGAGUUUGUGAUAUGAGGCAGGAGGGGCAUGGCUUUGUUCACAGCCAGCAGGAUUUACUCCGAGCAACUCCUGCAAAAUGACACUUGGAGAAGUUUAACAUGGACAACAGCACCGCGGCGCGCAGCAUGGAGCCCACCAUCCCGGCCAUCAUGUUCAUCUUUGGAGUCAUCAGCAACCUGAUCGCCAUCGUGGUGCUCUGCAAGUCCAGGAGGGAGCAGAAGGAGACCACCUUCUACACUCUGGUCUGCGGUCUGGCGGUCACGGAUCUCCUGGGAAGCGUCCUCGCCAGUCCGGUGACCAUCGCCACUUACGUGAAGGGCGCUUGGCCUGAUGGAGACCCCCUGUGCCAGUACUUCGGAUUCGUUCUGCUCUUCUUCUCCCUCGCUGGACUGAGCAUCAUCUGCGCCAUGUCCGUCGAGAGAUACAUCGCCAUCAAUCACGCGUACUUCUACAACGACCACGUGGAUAAGAAGCUCGCGGGAGUCACGCUGCUCGCCGUUUACGCGUCCAACAUACUGUUCUGUGCGCUGCCGAGCGCGGGGUUCGGAGAGGUGAAGAUGCAGUACCCUCAAACCUGGUGCUUCAUCGACUGGCGGACCAACGUGAGCACGCACGCCGCGUUUUCCUUCAUGUACGCUGGAUGCAGCUCGCUGCUGAUCCUGGUGACGGUGGUCUGUAACGUGCUGGUGUGCGCCGCGCUCAUCCGGAUGCACCGGAGGUUCGUCAGGCGCACGUCGCUCGGCACAGACCCGUGCAGAGCGUCUGAUCCCGGCAGGAGCCGCAGCUUUAGCCGCCUCGCAGGCGCGGAGAUCCAGAUGGUCAUUCUGCUCAUCGCCACCUCCGCAGUCGUGCUCAUUUGCUCCAUUCCGCUCGUUGUCCAGGUGUUUCUCAAUCAACUUUAUAAGACGCCGGUGGAGAAACGUCUGGAUAAAAAUCCAGAUCUGCUGGCGAUCCGAUUUGCCUCGACCAACCCCAUUCUAGAUCCCUGGAUCUACAUCCUGCUGCGUAAAGCGGUUCUCUCAAAGGUGAUCGAGAACAUCAAGUGUCUUUUCUGCAGGACUGACUCUCAGAGACUGCCGGGACUGGUCAGCUUCCACUGCAUCAUCUCCAGAGACUCUCCGUCCGCUGUGUCUCGAGAGCUGAAGGUGAUGAAUGCCUCGCAGACGUGUCUGUAUCCGCCUGAGAGCUGCCCGGACAGCUGUCAAUCAAACCAGUGUGGGCGGUGCCUAUCUGACGCUUCUUCUGAAUCCUCCAAUCGGAACAGUUUAGACAGUCGGUCAAAAGAUCAACCCUUACAAGUGACUGUAACCAAUGAGACGUUUGAAGAGAAGAGCAUUUAACAUGCAAGGACCCUUCUCUGUUAAAACCUUCUGCACUUUGAAGCGAGAGUUGAUUUCAGAUCAGUGGAGUGAAAUGUAAAUGUCAUUAAAGGAAUAGUU
Messenger RNA from Sinocyclocheilus rhinocerous, 1483 nucleotides. Its product is annotated as prostaglandin E2 receptor EP4 subtype-like. Gene Ontology annotation, biological process: inflammatory response; cellular response to prostaglandin E stimulus; positive regulation of cytosolic calcium ion concentration. Lineage: Eukaryota; Metazoa; Chordata; Actinopteri; Cypriniformes; Cyprinidae. The record is from RefSeq and is a predicted model, not a curated record. Gene Ontology annotation, cellular component: plasma membrane. Gene Ontology annotation, molecular function: prostaglandin E receptor activity.